CUUAGUCAACCUGCAACAUAUUCUCUCAGAUAGAACCGGGACUAUGUUCACGUUAUCGGACAUUUUUUUGGAUCAACCAACUGCUUGUUUCCGAGUACUAAUUAACCGUUAUCCUUCCUCAAAAUCUCUUCGAUGAACUUCAUUCAAAAAUCCCUUUUUUCAUUUCAUAUAUAUUAAUAACUUCAUCAUAAAAUUUUUAGCUCUCAAUUUUUCCUUCGUUGCCAAGCAAAUUUCUUCUAUUCCUGCGGUCAAUGAAGCUUUUUCCUUUUUCCUUUAUUUGGAUAUAAUUGUUGAUUAUUCAACCCCAUUUGUUCGUUACUUGCAGUUAGGAGAUGAAUUCAGCUAAUUCAACAAAUGGGUUUUUUCCAGACGAAGUUAUUCUUCAAAUUCUGGCAAGAUUACCCAUAAAAGUCAUAUUCAGAUUCAGGUCUGUGUGCAAAACUUGGUAUAAUUUUCUGUCUGAUAGCUAUUUUGUUCAAUUAUGUAAUGAAAUGUCAAUUAAGAGCUCGAUGGUAUUGGUUGAAAUUACUGAGAUUUCAGAGUCAAAAUCUAAUUUGAUAUGUAUUGAUUAUUUGAGAGGUGUGUCUGAAUUUCCACUGGGUUUUUUGAAAGAUAGGGUUAAAGUUCGAGCUUCAUGUAAUGGAUUAUUAUGCUGCUCAAGUAUUCCUGAUAAGGGUGUGCUUUAUGUGUGUAAUCCUAUAACUAGAGAGUUUAAAGUGCUCCCAAAAAGUAGGGAAAGACCUGUAACUAGAUUUUAUCCUGAUGGUGAUGCAACUUUGGUUGGUAUAUCAUGUGAUUUAUCUGAUAAUAGCAAAUUUAAUGUUGUAUUGGCCGGAUACCAUCGUCCGUUUGGACAUAGUCCUACAAAGACAUUCAUCUGUAUGGUUUAUAAUUCUGAGAUGAAUAAAUGGAGAAAGUUUGUGACUUUGCAAGAAGAACAUUUUACCCAAAUGAACAGAAAUCAGGUUGUUUUUGUGAAAGGGAUGCUACAUUGGCUUACCGUGAGUUAUUCGUGUAUACUAGUAUUAGAUUUGGACAUGGAUGCUUGGAGAAAGAUCUAUUUGCCUCAUCAAAUGAGUUGUGGAACGGGAAAUCGAAUGUAUUUACUGGAAUCAAAUGGUUGCUUGUCUGUUAUUCAGAUUUCUGAUGCUUGGAUGGAUAUAUGGGUGCUGGAGGACUAUGAUAAACAGGAAUGGAAAAUGGUGGAUAGGGUAAGUCUUAGAUGUAUCAGAGGCUUGGCUCCGGGAGUUUUCCCUAUAUGUCAGACGGGCGAAUGCGUUUUUCUAGCUACUCAUAAACAAGUGUUGGCCUACAAUAGGAGCACCAGUGUCUGGAAAGAAAUGUACGCAGUGACCAGCAGCUCAAUAUUACCCCUGUGGUUCUCUGCAUAUGCAUUCCGGAGUACAAUAUUUUCCAUUCACUAAGGUGAAGAUUUGUGAAUAGUUGUACAUAAAUAUUGUUAAGUGCCUUCACUAUUGCUAUGCACGACAAUGAAUUUGGUUUACCCCAUUUGAUGUUUUAUUAUUAUGCCAUUUAAAUUUGGGAUCAUUAUCUAUUGAUACAUGUUUAAUUCAUUGCAUAUCACUGUCCUGUGCUCCUUUCUGGCUGAAAGUUUUGUUUUUAUAUUGUCUUCUACGUUGAUCACCCUAGUUCAAAUUAUACAAAACCAAAGCCAAAACAAAACAAAACAAAUACUAGCAAGUCAAUGCUUCGACAACUGAUGAAGCCAGAUAGAACCAGCAUCGCUGCGCUUUCUAUUUACGGUAAAUAGAAUUCUUUCCCUAAAGACAGAUCAAUUGCUUGACAACAUAGGCGAUAAAGAAAAUCUUAGGCUCCCGAAUACCUUUAUUUCUAGUUUUCCAUAUCCAAUAGACAGCCGCAGUCACACCAGCAAACCCAACUUUCUUUCUUGUUAGAGACAACCUGCUUCUUCUAAUCAUCAUCAUCAACCUAAUAUCCCGCUCGAAAACAGGGUCUGGGUGAGGGAUCGUGACGGAUAAUUCAUAUCUUUACUCCUUUGAGAGGGAUGAUGUAUUGCAAUAACUGAAUUGUAAAAUUUUGAAGUUUUGACUAACACUAUGUUUGGAUAAAGGAAAUGGAAGGAAAGAAACUAUUUGGAUAGAGGGAAUGGAGGGAAAGGAAAGGAAGGGAAAUUGAGGAAUUCAAUUUCUCUAUCAUUUGGGUACUUAUAAGGGAAGGGAGGGAAAUAAAUCCUUCCAACAGUAGAAAGAUUUGGAAGGAAUACACACCAAUCUGCUCUUCCAAUCCUUCCUAAUAUGUUAUCUAAAUAUAGGGUAAAUUUGUAUUUAUGUACAAUUCUGUUUCAAACGUUUUACUCCAUUUUAACAAUUGAAGUUUUGAGUAAAUCCUUUUCCAGUUCUGAAAGCCCUCUUCUAUUGUAUGUUUAUGCCUCUGCCAACUGCUGAUCGAUGUUAAUACUGUGCUUGUCUGUAACUCUAUGUAUUCUACAUCUAAAAGAAAGAAACGAUUAAGGGUAGUUAGUGGAUGGGCCAACUUGUUGGGUGAAAGAUCACCAAUUGUAUUGCUUAAGAAACUCAUUAGGUUUCUGGUAAUACAAGCUUCUUCAAUAUGUGAACUGAUCAACUAUUAAUGAUUGAUCUGAUACCAAUAUAUAUGUUCUUCCGCAGCUGAAAUGUGUUCAUGGCUGUAAAUAUGUAGUUCUUUUUCACAAAUUCUUGUGUGUUAUGGUCUCACCGUGAAAUGUUCCUUAUAUUAGUAUAUGGGCUCCUUUUUUUGAGGUUGUUCAGUGAGAGACAAUCUCUCACAAGAGUAGCUCUAUACUUUUUUUGGUUAGUGUCCCAUUAAACCUCACUCGGGUCAACCUGUUACAGAAUAAUUGGUAAAACACCUUCGGAAUAGGGGGUGGAAGGGGAAUCUCCACCCAUAAAUUAAUACCACUGAGUUUCAUGGCACAACCCACAGCCUCAUCGUUGUGAGAUGCAGCUUCACCAUUAAACCAACUACUUGGUAAUGAUACGGUACUAAGCCUAUCAUAAAAGACAGCCUUAAGUUUUGCUCUUAAUAGCAUUUCUUGCAAUAGCUGUUUUGUCAAGAUAAACUACAGUAGUUGUUAAUGUCUCACACUUCCAAUGUUGUCGAUUUUACAAAGUUUGGAGGGAACACAUUGCAGGGAACAAUCGACUUAUUUUGGAGAUUUUCCAUAGCCAACUUAUGUGUCAUAAUAGCUAGUUAGAAAUUAAGUAGAAAAGAUCCAAAUUCUGGUAGGAGUGUCUUUAUACAAAGUUUUGCAUGUCGGAUCACAGAUGAAUAUUGAAUAAUGUAUCAAUUUGGUUAUAACAAGUUUUUUAUUCUUUCCCGAAUACGCCAAAAAUGAAUUGACAUGAUACUUUUAUUUCUGGUGUUCAUUUGAAUGUUUAAGCGGGUUUUAUGUAUUAUAUAUUGGGUCAGAUUAUUUCAAUUUUUGCGU
Messenger RNA from Amaranthus tricolor (Joseph's coat), 3448 nucleotides. Its product is annotated as F-box protein At5g49610. Lineage: Eukaryota; Viridiplantae; Streptophyta; Magnoliopsida; Caryophyllales; Amaranthaceae. The record is from RefSeq and is a predicted model, not a curated record. The transcript has a single exon. Bases 333 to 1424 code for a protein of 363 amino acids. Gene Ontology annotation, molecular function: protein binding.